GUCAACUUGGUCGCUACCAGAUAAAAACGAUGGCGUACGCGGCGAUUUUGAUCAUUUUCACUGCUUUCUCCUUUUUGGAGAACGUGUUUACAACAGCCAGGAUCAAGACUAGGUGUCACAUUCCAGAAUGUGAAAACUCAAUGGAGCAGAAUCUAACCCCUCUGUGGCUUGCGCAAGCAGUUCCUUUGUCGAAGUACGGCUAUGACAACUGCCAUCGGUUUGCCGCCAGCAACUCUAGCAACUCCAGCGCACCAACAAACAGCAUCAAUUCGUGCCCGUCGAUUCUUUUCGAUCACAGCCUUAUUGAGCCUUGUGAGGAGUUCAUCUAUGAAAACAAAAACACAAUCGUAUACGAUUUUGGUUUGGCGUGCAGCGAGUGGCGGCGAUCGAUGAUCGGGUCAGUGCGUAUGCUGGGCAUGAUGGUGGCGAUGCCGCUGGUUGGUUUCGUGUCAGACCUGCGUGGACGUCGUACGGCGCUCCUCAUCUCCGUCUUUUGCAAAGGCUCUAUCGGCAUUACAAGAUAUUUUGCUAACUCUUACACUUACUUCAUUAUAUCGGAAUUUUUGGAAGGUGCUUUGGCAUCUGGCACUUUCUCUUGUAUAUAUUUAUUAUUAAUGGAGACAGUGGGACCUCGAUAUCGAGUAGGCACUGGUGCAUUCAUAAGCACGUCUUUCGCUGUAGGACACAUGCUUCUGGGGUGGCUUUCCUGGGCCGUACCGCACUGGAGAAAUUUAACUUUACUGUGCUAUGCACCCCAAUUCAUCUUAUUAUUGAUUUAUUCCCGAAAAAUAUCAGAAUCGCCGCGUUGGCACAUUACCAAAGGUUGUUACGACAAGGCAGAAAAAAUCUUAAAGCAAAUGGCUCGUACUAAUGGAAAACAGUUGUCUGAAAAAUCGGUGCAAUUGUUACGACAAACUCGAAAUGGUAAGGGACGAGCUCAAAGCAUAAAAAAUUAUCAAACAGAGCCAAAUCUUGUAGUGCUAGUGUUCCGCCACAAGCCCAUGUUGUUACGGUGCCUAGUGUCACCGCUUCAGUGGAUAACGUUCUCGCUAAUUUACUACGGGCUAUCGAUCAACUCCAUCAACCUUAACAUUGGCAGCAAGUAUUUGAAUCACAUGGCGGUGACGUUCAUCGAGAUUCCCGGCUAUUUGCUUGCAUUGGCGCUACUCAACCGGAUCGGGCGAAAGCCAGUGUUGACCGGAGGCUUUUGGGUUUGCGGAGCUUGCCAAAUAGGCUACAUUUUCACGCCCGCUGGUCACCCUAACCUAUCACUAGCGUUGUACGUCCUAAGCAAGUGCUGUAUCUCGGCAGUGGCAAUGUCCCUGCACAUUUACACGUCCGAGCUGUACCCAACCCCGCACCGCCACCGGUUGUCGUCCGUCUCAGCGUCCAUAGGCCGACUGGGCGCCAUUAUUGCGCCACUUACACCUGCUUUUGUUAGUAGUCAAUUUCAAUAUUUAUAUGUACUAUAGGUAGCAUCGUGGUUAUGUAUUUUGUUUAUAUUGUACACGACCAAGAAUUAGGAUUAGGAAUUAUUUUCGAUUAUCCCUUAAAAUAUAAAAGGAAUACUUUCAGUUUAUUAUUUUACUUAUUUACUUACAGCUUAUUCUACCUGUUGGUAUGGUUAGUAUACUUAAUUUAUAGUUAGUCAU
This is a messenger RNA of Hyposmocoma kahamanoa, 1652 nucleotides long. Its product is annotated as organic cation transporter protein-like. The record is from RefSeq and is a predicted model, not a curated record. The coding region runs from base 30 to 1472 and encodes 480 amino acids. Gene Ontology annotation, biological process: transmembrane transport. NCBI's taxonomy places the organism in Eukaryota, Metazoa, Arthropoda, Insecta, Lepidoptera, Cosmopterigidae. Gene Ontology annotation, molecular function: transmembrane transporter activity. Gene Ontology annotation, cellular component: membrane. The transcript is spliced from 5 exons.